Danaus chrysippus (African queen) is the source of this 219-nucleotide messenger RNA. The record is from the annotation of a GenBank genome assembly. Lineage: Eukaryota; Metazoa; Arthropoda; Insecta; Lepidoptera; Nymphalidae.
AUGCCUGGGAAAAGAGGCGCAUUCCUAAAUUAUACUGAAGCUGCAAUGCUUGCAGCAGUGAACGAUGUUCGUCUUCAUAAAACACUAAUACGAACGGCUGCAAAAAAGUUCGGUGUACCAAGAAUAACGCUUACAAAUAAAGUACAAGAGAAGUCACCGAUGGAACGAAAAAUGGGUCCGACAUCCAUCCUUACACCAGAAGAGGAGCAUAAAAUAUGA